UCGACCUCACCAUCCAGUACUUCAGCGACGAUGCACUCAUCGACUACAUCGCCGAUCGGAGAUUGUGCAACUAGAAUGGUUGCAAAACUUACACAGCUGGAAGAGUUGCACCUUACUAUUAGACCAGGGAUUGCUGCCAACCACAUUGCUGCUAUUGGUAAUUCUUGCCCACUGUUGAAAUCAUUCUCGUGCAAUGGAUUUAAGUGCAAGCUUCCCACAUAUGAAGAUAAUGAUCAUAAUGAUCGGCUCCGGCAUGUGUAUGCUCUCGCAAUCAGCAAAAGUAUGCCUAAUCUACGCCAUCUUCAAGUUUUUGCUCAUUGGAUGGGAAAUAAGGGACUUAAACUCAUCCUUGACGGUUGUCCACACCUCGAAUCACUUGAUAUCCGACGAUGUUUUGAUCUCGAUCUUCAAGGGGAUUUGGGGAAAAGAUGUCGUCAACAAAUAAAACAUCUUAAACUCCCUAACGACUCAAUCAGUGAUGUACCGUGGCCUAAUUGCGGGUGGCGAUCCAUUUGGUACUUCUGCCUUCAACUUUGAAGAUCACGAAUAUGACUAUUAUAAACGCUA
Molecule: messenger RNA, 567 nt
Organism: Salvia splendens (bonfire salvia)
Lineage: Eukaryota; Viridiplantae; Streptophyta; Magnoliopsida; Lamiales; Lamiaceae
Product: putative F-box/LRR-repeat protein 23
Exons: 2
Coding region: 31-537 (168 amino acids)
Source: RefSeq, a predicted model, not a curated record